AUGGCGGCUAAAGUACUGAGAGUAAUGGCAGUUAUGGUGGUUGUUGUCUUAACAGCGACCACAGUAACCGCAAAAAUCCCCGGAGUUUACACCGGAGGUCCCUGGAUCAAUGCUCACGCCACCUUCUACGGCGGAGCCGACGCUUCCGGCACUAUGGGUGGUGCGUGUGGGUAUGGGAAUUUGUAUAGUCAAGGUUAUGGUGUAAACACAGCAGCUUUAAGCACUGCUUUAUUCAACAAUGGUUUGAGUUGUGGUUCAUGCUUUGAGCUAAAAUGUGUUAAUGAUCCGGGUUGGUGUUUACCUGGAAACCCAUCGAUUCUUAUUACAGCUACUAAUUUCUGUCCACCAAACUUCGAUCAACCUAGUGAUAAUGGUGGUUGGUGUAACCCUCCUCGUGAACACUUUGAUCUAGCCAUGCCUAUGUUUUUAACCAUCGCUAAGUAUAAGGCUGGUAUUGUCCCUGUCUCUUACCGCAGGAUCCCAUGUAGGAAGAAGGGAGGUGUAAGAUUCACGAUCAAUGGAUUCAAGUUCUUCAACUUGGUACUAGUCACUAACGUAGCCGGAGCCGGAGAUAUCGUGAAAGUUAGUGUGAAAGGAACCAACACAGCUUGGCUAGAUCUUAGCCGGAAUUGGGGACAAAACUGGCAGUCCAACGCGGUUCUUGUUGGCCAAUCUCUUUCUUUCCGAGUCAAAGCCUCCGAUGGUCGUAGCUCCACUUCCAAAAACAUCGCUCCGAGUAACUGGCAGUUUGGUCAGACUUUCUCCGGCAAGAAUUUCCGCGUUUGA
Arabis nemorensis is the source of this 786-nucleotide messenger RNA. The record is from the annotation of a GenBank genome assembly. NCBI's taxonomy places the organism in Eukaryota, Viridiplantae, Streptophyta, Magnoliopsida, Brassicales, Brassicaceae.